Molecule: messenger RNA, 326 nt
Organism: Owenia fusiformis
Lineage: Eukaryota; Metazoa; Annelida; Polychaeta; Sabellida; Oweniidae
Source: the annotation of a GenBank genome assembly
AGGUGAUACAGAACAAAGAGAGGUGUUUGUCGACAUCAGUGCUAUCAAAGCAGCAAUGCGUGAUGCCACAAAAGCAACCAAUGAUGCCAAAAGUGAUGUCAUAGAAGAACAUUGUGAUGUCAACAUUCCUUACAGUAAUAUAGAAAAAUUUCUCAUCGAACCAAGCCCAAGUAACCUUAAGCCAUGUAAUCCACCCAGUGUUUCUAUAGCAACCAGUGACCCCACAGCAAUAGCCAAGGGUACUGCCACAACAAACAAUAGUGUCACCAUAACAACCAGAGAUGUAACCCCAACAAAUAAUGUUGUAACCCCAACAAAAACCAAAA